UGCGGAACCCUCACCGGAAUACCGAGCCACGGGGGUGGCAAACGAUUCUCAGAAGAGCAACGUCUUGUUUCUGCGAGUAUUCGUUCAACACUCAAACAAAUUGACGUAUCACCCUUGCGAGGAAAGAAAGUUGCUAUUAUUUUCGAUAUGAUCAGUGACGAAGGCGGUGGAAAUAUUAGUGAAAACCGCACCAGCGACCAAAAAGAGGAUUCCAAAGGCGGCAAUGAGGUCAAACGUCAAGUUCUUAGCCCUGAAGCCGUGAGCAAACAACAGCAAACCAAAGGACACGAGUUCAAUGCGAGUGCCACCCUCCAGUACAAAGGGCUGGGUGACUACACCAACAUGGCAAUUCCCAAAUCCGAUGCCAGUUUGCUUACAGGUUUAACGAGAACCUAUCUCCUACUCAACGAGAUUGAGGUAACUACCCCAACCGACCCCACGGCAGAAGCGGUACUCUAUGUAGCGGUCGAUAUUUUCGGGAUUGUGCGGUCUCGUUUUGAUGCGUAUGUGUUGAACCAAGAAUCGGUUAAGGCUGAAACAGGCAUGGAAAUGACCGCCUUUGAUCGUUCAGGGAAAAUGAUCAUGCGACCCCGUAACGCCAACCAAGAGGCGGGCUACAAUGAAAUAUACCUCUUCUGGGCUGGCCCAUUUGCCAGUGAUGAACAAAUUAAGCCAGGGAAAGGUUUAUUGGAUGAUUUUUCAGAUGUCGUACCAGGGAAAACCAACUACAUCAAGAAAAAGGAACGCACUAAUUUUGGCCCAAUAGAUAAUAAUAAAGAUGAGUUGGACGAAUUGGAUAAUUUGUUU
Darwinula stevensoni is the source of this 807-nucleotide messenger RNA. Lineage: Eukaryota; Metazoa; Arthropoda; Ostracoda; Podocopida; Darwinulidae. The record is from the annotation of a GenBank genome assembly.